Messenger RNA from Suillus subaureus, 2116 nucleotides. RefSeq lists its product as uncharacterized. The record is from RefSeq and is a predicted model, not a curated record. The transcript has 3 exons. NCBI's taxonomy places the organism in Eukaryota, Fungi, Basidiomycota, Agaricomycetes, Boletales, Suillaceae. The coding region runs from base 96 to 1919 and encodes 607 amino acids. Gene Ontology annotation, cellular component: telomerase holoenzyme complex. Gene Ontology annotation, biological process: nuclear-transcribed mRNA catabolic process, nonsense-mediated decay. Gene Ontology annotation, molecular function: telomeric repeat DNA binding; telomerase RNA binding; protein binding.
CUGACAAUAUCCGUAGUCUCCGACGCCUGUAUCUUCGCCUUUUAUUUGUCGAGCCAUACGCCAAGGAAUCUAAAGAUGCGGAGACUCAUCUUUGGAUGCAGACGUCUUAUCAAUUUAUUUCAAACUACAAGCAGAACGUCGCAACUCUCGAUCGAACACUGCAAUCCGCACCCCGCCAUCAGCCCAGACAGAGCAACCAUGGCCCGGUGGAGUAUCGCAAACUGAUGCAACGUUUCCGCCAGUUUCUUGCUGAAGAAGAGAAAUUUUGGACACAACUGGUAGCUCGAUAUCAGCGGUCCUUUGCACUUCACGAAGCACAACAUAUACUCUCUGUCUUGAACAUUGCGAUUCCAGAUGACCUUGGUGUCCCCAAUGGCUCCAUUGGGGGACACGAAGGUGUCCCAAACUCCGGUUUCAAUCGCAACCAAUUACAAUUCCCUCUUGAAGGCAAUACGCCUUCUCCCACGAGCUCUGCCGAACGUGAAACCAACCUCGCAAUUCUUAGCAAGGCGAUAGUAUGUUUGGGUGAUAUGGCACGAUAUCGGGAACUUUACAAUGAAGGUGGAGGACGUCCGCGAGCCGGUCAGGAAGACGGCACAGGACCAGCUAGACGGGGCGGCCGCAACAGAAGAGGCGGCGCUCCGGGCUUUGAUUCAAUACCACGUGCCAGGAACUACGACAAAGCUGUCCAGUGCUACGAUCAAGCGCGCCUUUUGGUCCCUUCGGAGGGCAAUCCAUCGCACCAGCUGGCCAUUCUCGCUUUCUAUCAGAAUGACAUGUUCAGCUCGCUUCUCCAUUAUUAUAGAGCGCUUUGCGUUCGUCAACCUUAUGACACUGCAUCCGAGAAUGUCAAGAAAAUUCUCAAUAAAUCACUCGAUCAACAGGCCAAGAAGACACGGGAAGGGGUACAAACAGCCCCCGAUAUUGGUGACCUACCACCACGCUUGAGAGUCGAGUCCUUUAAGGAGAAAGUUGUGCUAUUACAUGCAUUAUGGCGAUUAGGUUCAGAUAAAUCAAGGUUAAACCCCAUUGUGCAUGCAGCGGAUGUCGUCAAGGAUUUCGCGGCUCUAGUUUCAGAGCGCGUUCUUCCAAUUCAUACCGUGACCAAAGUCAUCGUUCUCUCAGAGGGAGCAUUAUGGAAACAUCGCAUGAUCCGGGACACGUCUCCACCUUCGAAUAGGAGAUCGGGAGGGAUUCCUAGCCCUGCUACCGUCGAAUCCCAGAUUUUGAAGCAUGUUCUUGCCAUUCACCAGUCUCUCCUGGAGAUAGGUGCCGAUGAACUUGACCUUCCACCAGAAGAUGCAGCUGAGAACGACCUUGCGCAGUGUAUCACUGCGACAUUCAGGCGCACUCUACCCGCAUUGCGUGUUGCGAGCAAGUGGUUGUUAGCAAAUCUCAAGUACGUGGCGUAUGCCACACCCCCUGCGGGGUCAAGCCAGGUCGAGGAACUUCCAGGGGUAUUCGUCUCAGACAUGCCAGACUUUUGGCGGCAUUUUUUACGUUUUUACAACGCCCUAUACAAGCUAUUUCCUAUAGAGAAGCUACCUUCGUUGCUAUCUCCGCUGGAUGAGGACGUUGACCUUAGGGGCUUUCUUCCAUUGCGGAACCUCAUGAUUGGCGAUACUCCCAUGAUCGUGGAUGCCGACCUGCGCGAGGGGAACGGAUUGGACGCUGUUGGCCCGCAGGGUCGUGAGGAGGUUCACCCGAACGAAGAACAAUUAAUGAGGAUAUCUGAUUUGCUCAAAGAUGUCAAGAAUGUUGCGGAAUCACCAGAUUCUCCGAUCCACCUGCAGGGCGAUACUUUCAAGUUUCUACUUGAAAUCACUGCCACUGCACCUGAGGCUCAGUCUCAGGCAAUCGGUGUGGAGGUUGUAAAGAUGCCUAUUACGCCUGUAGUCUCGUGUCCUAGGUGUCUUUGACUUGAUGCCACUGGAGACUUGUGCGGAGGACGAUGCUAUGACCGACACGGGGCGUACUGACAACGAUGAUCCGGUUGAAGACGCAUUCAGAACCGUACUUAACGCCGAGGCACAAGAUGAAGAUGAUGAACUGGAUGAUGACGUCGUAGUUUGGGAUCCAAGGUCAAAUAGUGGCUGUUUCAUUUCGAUGUGUGUCU